Molecule: messenger RNA, 1209 nt
Organism: Megalops cyprinoides (Indo-Pacific tarpon)
Lineage: Eukaryota; Metazoa; Chordata; Actinopteri; Elopiformes; Megalopidae
Gene: epdr1
Product: ependymin related 1
Exons: 3
Coding region: 133-771 (212 amino acids)
Biological process (GO): cell-matrix adhesion
Cellular component (GO): extracellular region; lysosome
Molecular function (GO): calcium ion binding
Source: RefSeq, a predicted model, not a curated record
GUGCACAACGCAGCUUAUUAGACAAUCAGGAGGGUGUGAUAUCGCUGAACGGUGCCUAGCUGUCUGAUGUCCGACUCGUAUUGUUUUCUCUGAUUACUGAAUGCAUUUGUUUUAACACGUUAAACUAACGCGAUGCAUUUAUUUGUGUCAGCUGUAGUAUUAUUCAUAUCGGCAGUGGUACCCUCGCAGGGCACCGCACUGGCUGUCGGCCCACCGGUCCAGCCUUGUCUGGCGCCGCUACAGUGGGAAGGCAGGACCGUGGAAUAUGACCACAACACAGGGCGGAAUACACGGACAAUGGUCUCAUAUGAUGGACAGAACCAGCGAAUUAGGGUCUUGGAGGAGAAGAAAGGGCACGUACCAUGCAAGAAGUUCUUUGAAUACAUCUACCUGUUCAAGAGUGCCGUGCUGUUCCAGAUCGAGCAGGUCACCAAAACGUGCGCCAAGAUCCCUCUGACGCAGGAAUGGGAUCCGUAUGACAUUCCCGACAACUCCACUUACGAGGACCAGUACUUCAUCGGAGGACCGGGUGACAUGAUCGAGGUGCAGGAAUGGUCGGACAGGAAACCUGCUCGCAAAACGGAGACCUGGGUUGGCGUUUACACGGUCAAGGACUGCUAUCCCGUCCAGGAGACCUACACCAGGAACAGCAGCGUGACGACCUCCACCCGCUUCUUUGACCUGCAGCUGGGCAUCAGCGACCCCGCCGUGUUCACCCCACCCAGCACCUGCCAGUCCGCCCAGCUUGAGAGGAUGACCGGGGGCUGCUGAGUGAGGAAGGUCCCCGACACCCCCACCCCUCACUGCUGGUACAGUCCUGUACAUGAAGCCAGACAGCUAAGCAGAACCCAUGUGAUAACCUCAGACGCUCUAACUAACAUAAACUAAUUCAAGCCAACACUGGAAAAAAGGGAAAAGGAGGGACUGAGAUCUGAGAGGUUGAGGUGAAGGAGGACUGAUGCACUCCAAAGAAAUAAAAGUUAUUCUUUGGUCAUUUAUGAAGCGAGACAUUAGUGGUUAAUAUGUGGUAUAUAGAUAGAAAACAUGGUAGAGGUUCACUUCUGGAGGAAACUGCCUAUAUGCACAAGCGCAAUUAUACUCAGAUGUAUGCCAUUGCCAUUUACUGUUUUGAGAUGGGUUUGGUGAAUGUGUUUGAGACGCUUUGGUUGUAAAGCUGGAUCAAUUAGUCAAUGUUACUCUUAUUCAUAG